CACCCCCUCCGCCCACCCCCACUUUGUUGUUGAGUUGUUUCGGUGCGAAGUGUGCUGUUCCGCCCUAGUGCAAAGCGUGUUGUGUAAAACUUUGUUUAUUUUUUGUGACACGAGGUGAUACCGGAUGAGAUCGGAUUGUUUAACGCACGUUUCGGAGUUUCCUGUCCUCGCGUGCCAGCCGGGGAGCUGUCGCUGAGUAAGCAGGUUAUGCUUGAUCAUCAUGGGGAAGAAGCGAGGUGCGACGACCAGGGCCUCGAGGGCCCCCAAGCGGCCGGUGCGCGCGCGCCCCCCUGCUCGCGGCGCCCGCGGCGCCCGGGGCGCGCCUAAGCAGCGCCGCCACUCUCCCGUGCUGCCUCCGCGGCGCCGCUCACCAUCCGGGCCGAGGACGCCGUCGCGCUCGCCAGCGCCGCCCAGGUCGCCGUCGCCGCCGCGGCGCCGAGUCCCCGUGGGCCCGCGGACGCCGCCGGGCACGCCGCCGAAGACGCCGCCGCCGACGUCGUCGCCACCGAGGACGCCUUCGCCGUCGCGAGCCAGCCGGCGCGACGCCGAGCGGAGGGGCAGCCGUCGGCGCCAGCGCUCGAGGUCCCCGAACAGGAGUCGGAGCAGGAGCCACCACCGCGACAUCCAUCUCCACCAGGACGCGGCCGGCCGCGACAAGAGUCGAGAGCGCCUCGGGGAAGACGUCGGCGCCUGCGAUGUAAAUGACCGUCUGCGCCCCAACCCACCCCUGGUCGCGGUGCACCUCCCAACCUCGUCGUCCGCCCAAACCUCUUCGUCCACCUCUACCUUGGCGUCCACCUCUACCUUGGCGUCUACUUCUACCUUGGCGUCUACUUCUACCUUGGCGUCUACCUCUAUAUUGGCGUCUACCUCUACCUUGGCGUCUACCUCUACCUUGGCGUCUACCUCUACCUUGGCGUCUACCUCUACCUUGGCGUCUACCUCUACCUUGGCAUCUAUCUCUACAUCGGCGCCCGCUCCUACAUUGGCGCCCACGUCGGCGCCCGCCCCCGCCCCUGCCCCGGAGACGGACGCCUGCUUCGCGUGGCCCCCGCCACCCCCCGUCGGCGGCCUGCAGCUGGGCGGUGCUCCCCCUGGACCCGGGGCGCAGCGGGACGAGAUGGACCUUUGGGAGCCCAGGACGACCCACUACUCGCGGGAGCGGUACCGCCCCCGGGGCCCGGACCCGUCGGGGUACUCCUACCCCCCGCCCGGGUACCCUGCGCUGCCGCCGCCGCCGCCCCGGGCGCUCAUGGCCGCGCCUGUGCAGCCGCCCCUGCUCACCUCGCCAGGGUAUUCGGGACACGGCGUCCCGUGGUCCCCGCCCCAGCAGCACUACCCACCGGCUCACCACUACCGGCAGGACCCCGGCUACCCCCUCCACCCCCCGGAGCCCGCCUACCGCGGGUACCAGACAGACUACCCUCGACCGGGGCCGUCGAGGUACUACCCCGAGCCGACCCCAGAGUACCACCUCGACAGACGCCCGUACUCUCAGUUUCCGCAGAACCAUCUGCGGGACCAUGCUGAGGCUCGCCUCCGUCGUGACCCCCUGCCCUACCCCCUAGCCCCCUACUAUGAAGCUCCCCGACACCCCCGUGACGCCAGCCGCGGGCCGCCGACCCGGGAGGCGUGGCUCUACCCCGAGGAACUCGCCGAGAGACACGGGCGCCCCGCCGAGCACCUGCAGGCCGACCCGGGACCACGCCACGCGCCGCCCCUCCCCAAGCAACGAAAGGCGAAGCGCCCGAAGGCUCAGCAGAAGGCCAAGGGGCAGCUCCCGCCGCCCGGCGCCCUGGCCCAGCCGCCCUGGGUCCCCGACCACUACAACAUACCCGGGAACCCCCGCGUCUCCCGCCCGGGACACGAGCCCGCCUUCGACGAGGUGCCCUGUCACGUGGCCAACUUCCAGGCUGGGCCUCGCCGUCGGCCAUCCCCACGACCGCACCUCGAGGACUUCACCGAGGACGUCGAGUGCGUGCGCGGGCAGGGCUCGUUCCAGGACUAUGACGAGGAGCCCGUCCAGCGCCAAGCAACCGGCCUCAAGUCACCGCUGGGCUGCGUCCUGGUGCGGGGAGGGUCGGGCACCUCCUACGAGAGGCACAGCCUCGUGCUGAAGCCGACCGGCAUGCAGCAAGCCGAGGGCCACGAGCGCGAGCCCGACCUCCGGGUAGCGCUGUCGCGGAACAGGCCCGGCGAAGUCCACGACCGUCGCGAAGCGCUCCCGCUGGGCGUCAAACACGAGCCCGACCUUCGCGAAGCCCUGUCACGGAACAAGCCCGGGGAAGUCCACGACCGCCGCGACGCUCUGCCGCGGAACAAGCUAGAAGUCCACGAACGGCGCGAAGCCCUGCCGCGGAACAAGCCCAGCGAAGUACACGACCGCCGCGAAGCGCUCUUCCUGGGCGCCAAGCAAGAGCCCGACCUGCGGGAAUCCCUGUCGCGGAACAAGCCUGGCGAAGUCCACAACCUACGUGGCGAAGCGCUCUCACUCGGCGUCAAGCAAGAGCCCGACCUGCGGGAAGCUCUGUCGCGGAACAAGCCCGUCGAAGUCCACGAGCGCCGCGAAGCGCUGACGCUGGGCACCAAGCAAGAGCCCGACCUGCGGGAAGCGUUGUCGCGGAACAAGCCCGGGGAAGUCCAUGACCUUCGGGAGGCACUCUCGCUUAAAGCCGCGGGCGAGGCCCACCAGCAUGACCUACGCGAAGCGCUUAGCCUGAAGCAGACCCUCGCCCGCAAGCCGGGUGACCUUGACCUCCGCGAAUCUCUUUCGCGGAAACACGCUGCUGACGUCGACCUGCGGAUUUCGCUUCGCACACCUUGCGAAGGCCCUGAUCUCCGGGCGACGCUCAGCCGGAAGAAAGCCUUGGACGACUUGCGCAGCACUUUGGAUAAGAAACGAUCCCCAGUGAAGCUGCCACCAGUAGUCGUCCCCGACGGCGAGUCCUCGCAAGAAGACCAGCCGCCGACCCCUCCUCCAUCGCCCGACCUGGCGGCCGCCCCCGCGCCCUCAACUGCACCUCCACCCGCGCCCGCCACCGCGCCCUCGCCGGCCACCGCGCCCUCGCCGGCCACCGCGCCCUCGCCCGCCACCGCGCCCUCGCCGGCCACCGCGCCCUCGCCGCGCACCCCCUCUGGUACACCCCCGUCCACGACGGAGACGUCUGGGCAGUCCGCGUCCUCCGGGCCCACUCACCGAACACCCCCGCAUACGCCUCAGAACAGCCCGGCAUGCGUCGCAGAAGGGACGCCGGAACACUGUGUGUCACCAAACGAGGCUGGAGAAGCCCAUGAGGACCCUGGCUUGCUUCUCACGCUUGCAAGUGAGCUGAAGGAGAUACUCGAAGACUAUGAGAUGGUGGAAGGAGCAAACCUAAAUGACCCCCCCGACAUUUCAUCAGGGCAAAAUUCAUGUCCUACAUUGGUAAAGUCGCCAGUUAACUUUGACCUCUUUCCCUUUAGGAAAAGAGCGAGUGACUUUUUUAAUGAGAUGGUAGUUAGUACGGAGGAGCUGAAAGCAACUCCCACCCCUCCACCCAGCCCGUCACAUACAGGUAAUUAUGACUAUAAUCGUUCCACAGAAUGGGUUCGACAGGUGGAUAAUUUUCUUGCUGCAUUGAGAUACGAGGUAGAGUCAUCAGAAAAUGAACUAGCUGACCUAGUAGAAGCCCCUGCUAAUACAAUUUCUGAUAUUAAACAACGGCUACGGAAGAGAAGUGCUGUAGUGUCAUACUCUUUAGUCAAACGAAAGAAGAGGCUCAAUUCCAAGAAAGACGUUGUCCCUAAGAAAACUAAAAAAGUUGUACCUCAAGCAAAGCGAUGUUUGGUCAUGAAAACUGAGAAAGCAUCAAGCAGCUCAGAAGAUGACUUGCCACUUAUGGAAAGGCUAAAAAAAAAGCAGUCCGUUCAAUUAAGUAGUUAGACAAAUAUGUAGUCUAAAACUUGUUUUUCUGUUUAAUUUCUAUUUCUACAAGUUGUGUUUUAGUUAUUGUAUUAAUUAAUUUUUAUUACCUCAAAAUAUUUGAAUUGAAUUUAUUAGUUAUGUUGUAUGUAUCUAAAAUAUGUUAUUUUAGUGCCAAUACAUUUUUUGUUUUAACUUUAGUAUUAAAGUGUCGUUGGAUUAUAUUGAUCCAAUAAUCAUGUUUGAAAAAAUAAGAAGCCAUACCAUCUGAAAUGCUUUUUCACCAUCUGUGUAGUGGAAAACGAAGAGAAAAUGAUCAUCUGUAUGAUGUCAGCUGUUAAUAAAAAGAAUUUCAAUGAGGAAA
Messenger RNA from Frankliniella occidentalis (western flower thrips), 4265 nucleotides. RefSeq names its product serine/arginine repetitive matrix protein 2-like. The record is from RefSeq and is a predicted model, not a curated record. NCBI's taxonomy places the organism in Eukaryota, Metazoa, Arthropoda, Insecta, Thysanoptera, Thripidae. The coding region runs from base 221 to 3922 and encodes 1233 amino acids. The transcript has 4 exons.